Molecule: messenger RNA, 1329 nt
Organism: Punica granatum (pomegranate)
Lineage: Eukaryota; Viridiplantae; Streptophyta; Magnoliopsida; Myrtales; Lythraceae
Source: RefSeq, a predicted model, not a curated record
UCAAAACCAGCCAAUGAUAUUCACAAUAUGGACAUCAAUGUCCAUAAGAUCCCAACAUUAAUGUCCACCUCCUUGCCUACUUAGAGCACAAUAAGGAAGAAUCACUCGAUGCUCACAAGGGCCUUUACAAAGCCGGUCAAGAGAAGCCCUAGACAUGAAGAAAACCAAAAUGUCGACCAGCCAGAGACGACCAUCUUCUACGAGUAUGAGGACUGCCUCGUGGGGUUCAUGGACGACAUCCCCCUUGUGGCUGCCUUCAAUGGCCGAGGCAGCUCGUGGUCGCCACCGCCGACCAUGAGGGAGGUGCUAAGGGCUUCGGUCGGGGUUAUGGGGAUGAGCUGCCUCGGGAUGACGGAGAAGGUGGUCUUCCUGGGCGGCAGGAUCUGUGCAGUCAAGAGGUUUAGGGAGGUAAGGUUGAGGAGAGCCGAGUUCGGAUGGAGGAUCAUGCGGACGACUGAGAUUAGCAGGAGGUGCGAACAUCUGGUGCCGGUGACCGCUUAUUUGUAUUCCAAGAGGAUCAAGUUCGUGCUUUGCGAUUACUAUCCUAUGGGGAGCUUAGCUGACCUCCUUGCUGGUUCUAGACAGCAUGGCCACACCGCCCUAGAUUGGAAUCAGCGACUCAGGAUCGUGCAGGACAUUGCCAGGACGAUUGCGUUCAUCCACUCCCAGUCCCCAGCCUAUGUGAAGCGGAUGCACUUGAAUGUGCACGGCAACAUAAAAUCCUCAAACGUCAUGAUCAACAUCGACUUCUCAGCCUGCCUGUCUGAGUAUGGAUUUGCCCAGCUUGCGGGGCGUGUGGAGAUCCCCGACAUGUGCCAGCCCAGGCAAGGCUCCCAGCAGCCUCAGUAUCAGCUCCCCCACUAUGUCUACUCCAAGGAGCUGAGCCAGAAAGGCGACAUAUACAACUUUGGGUUGAUUGUCCUGGACAUCCUGGGAGGGCCGGAGGCUGUACUGGACUACAAGAACUGCAUAGUACAGAAGGACGGGAUUCGAGAUGGGAGCAUCGAGUUCUUCGAGUUUCUCGUGGAAGGGAAGGAGAAGAAGCACGCCGUGCAACUGUUAGAGAUCGGGUUAGCUUGUAUAAACCAGUUAGACGAGGAAAGGCCCUCGAUAGAACAGAUAUUGCUCAGUCUUGGGAGCGUCGUAAGCAACCUUUAGUUUUUUUUUUUUUCCUUCCGAUGGUCGCUUGUUUUGAGCCAUUGGACGAUAUUUACAUAUACAUAUAUAUAUAUAUAUAUAUAUGUAAAACGUACACUAUUCCUCUCUUUUGAUGUAGCUCUGGUUCCAUCAAUGUUUAUUAUUUGUAGGGUUUGGCCAUGAAAUGGGAAA